AUGGGUUCGGAUAUGAUGUAUGGGAUGAUGAUUGAUUGUAUUGAUUUAUUGAUCCUUUUUCUGCUCUACUCGUGUUGCUCGGCUUUUUGUUUUGCUGAUCCGAAAUUUGAGAAAAAGCUCUGGCGAACUUUUAGCGAAUUGAGGAAGACCGGAGCUGCGGCGACUGAGGGGAGAACCGGGGAUAAGUACCGGAGGACGAGACGACUGCGCGGGACCCAGGGGAGUUGUAAAUUGAUAGAAUUAGAGGUAAAGGACACGCGUUAG
Lindgomyces ingoldianus is the source of this 264-nucleotide messenger RNA. RefSeq lists its product as uncharacterized. Lineage: Eukaryota; Fungi; Ascomycota; Dothideomycetes; Pleosporales; Lindgomycetaceae. The coding region runs from base 1 to 264 and encodes 87 amino acids. The record is from RefSeq and is a predicted model, not a curated record. The transcript has 3 exons.